AUGAACUCUACACCCGCUCCUCCUGCCGGUGCUGCCAACCAACCUGUCAGCCCUGCUACUUCAACUGUUGGCAAUACUGCCGGUACGCCCGCCAAUGCUACCGCGCCACCUGGUCGUACCCUUGCAAGCCUUGAGUUUGCUGUCACAACCCUCUUUCAAGAGCCCCUAGACAGCCCACUCAUGCGUGCUCUUCGUCGCAAUGGAUGCUUGCACUUCAUGCACCUCCUCUCUUACAACGAGAAUGAGCUCCUUGCAUUGAAGUACGAUGCACCCGUCAUCGACCAAUACGGGGUGGAUACUGGCCAAACUCAGCUUACCCAGCUUGAGCGGCCCCAUCGUGGUACUGUUCGGGCCUUACUUGGGUAUGCUUAUCUUCGUCAAAACGUCCAUUGCGAUCCAAUCACCCCGAUCAAUUGCAUGCACAUUGACGUCCAAGCAUUCCUAAAUUAUCAAUGUAGUGGUGAUUUUAUAGUUUUUAAUAACUCUUCUUUACCACAACCUCUUGUAUCUAAGCCUGAUCAUCGUACACCCGCUGAUUCGUUCCAGAAGAGCUUGAAACUCGAUCCCGACACAUACCCAACUCUCAACACUGAUGAAGAGUGGGACAGCUUCCAUCGAACCUUUUGUUCCACCGCACGCGUCCAUGACACACUGAAUGUCUUGGACCACUCCUAUGUGCCCAAAUCCGUGGACGAACGGGACCUCUUCCAGAAACAGCAGGCCUUCAUGUACACCAUCUUCCUCCACAAAUUGCAGACCAACACUAACAAAUCUUUGGUGCGCAAGUACCAAGUCAACUUCGAUGCCCAGCAGAUCUGGGCUGAGCUCUCCAAUCACUGUACUACAUCUGCAGUGGCCGAUAUGCAAGCUAGUGAUUUGAUGACUUGGCUGACUACCAAGAGACUUGUCAAAUCGGACUGGACAGGCAAACAUUAUGCCUUUGUCCUCUAUUGGCUGGAGCAGGCUUGUACCUACAACGAAGUUGCUACUGACAAAAUGGCAGACUCUCAGCUUCGCAUCCUGCUUCGAAAUGCUGUCCAACCGACUACGUGUCUGCGACAGCUCCAGAAUAAUUCUAGACUCUUGUCCGCGCAGACCGGUAAGUCGUUGACCUACCUCCAGUACAUCGAGCUUGUCAAACAAACGGCUCUGCAACACGACAAAGCCAUGGAAGGCAAGACCACUCCCUCUGGCAAUCGUCAAGCACUGCUCCGUGAUAGUUACAAUCAAGAUCAUGAUUAUAUCAAUGAUUACGCUACUCCUGAUUUUGACUUGGACACUGAUCGCCGUACUAUCGAAGCCUUCCAAGCUUCUUCUCGUCGCCCCACACGUCCUAGACUUGACAAUGCUACCUGGCAGCAACUGGAUGACCAAGCUCGUCGUGCCUGGCACCAACUCCCAGACGCGGCCAAGGCCAUCAUCCUCAAAGGCACGUCCUCCAACCCACCACCUGGCCCCUGCGCAGCGUGA
This is a messenger RNA of Cylindrotheca closterium, 1470 nucleotides long. The record is from the annotation of a GenBank genome assembly. NCBI's taxonomy places the organism in Eukaryota, Bacillariophyta, Bacillariophyceae, Bacillariales, Bacillariaceae.